AUGGGGAUAGAUCUGUACUACGACGACCUAAGCCCUUUCUGCUUGAGCGUGAGACUCCUCGCCAGGGCGCUGGGCUUGGAACUCACCUUGAAGGAGAGAAACACCGACAAGGAUGAAACGCUCACCCCCGAGUACAUCCAGAUGAAUCCGCAGCACACGGUCCCAACCAUCAACGACGACGGAUUCAUUUUGACCGAAAGCCGAGCGAUCCUUCGCUACCUGGUCGGAAAAUACGGGAAGGACGAUAGCCUUUAUCCCAAGGACUUGAAGGAAAGGGCAGUUGUGGAUCAGAGGUUGGACUUCGACGCUGGAACUCUC
Molecule: messenger RNA, 318 nt
Organism: Darwinula stevensoni
Lineage: Eukaryota; Metazoa; Arthropoda; Ostracoda; Podocopida; Darwinulidae
Source: the annotation of a GenBank genome assembly